Molecule: messenger RNA, 5379 nt
Organism: Stegodyphus dumicola
Lineage: Eukaryota; Metazoa; Arthropoda; Arachnida; Araneae; Eresidae
Source: RefSeq, a predicted model, not a curated record
AGAUUCCGGAUUUGCUAACAGUACCUAGCAAUGUUCGUGUUUGCCUUCCUUUUAGUGACGGUAUUCCUUUCAUCCGUACAGUAUUGCGAGAGUGGAUCAAAUGAGCUGCGCAAGUAUAGUAAUUCAUAUGUGAAUCAGCUGUUGUUCGAAGAUUGCGUUCGAAAGGAAUUGAUGAAAAGUCAUAAAACUGUCAAGACUGGCCCUGUUUCUCAGCUAUCGCAGUAUGCUGACAUGUGGGUUAACUGCGCUGAAUCUACUGGAGGAGAAUUUGAAGACAGUAACUUGAUUUUCUCACCACCCUUAAAAUUCAGAAUUAUACAACUGUGGAAAAAGAUGGGUGAUCUACUAGACGUUUCGAAAAAAUAUGGUUUGGAUGUCAGUGAUGAAUGCAAGAAAAUUUUGUUAUAUCGAUCUAUUCGUGCCUGUUUGCCGACUAUCCAAGCUUAUUCAUUAAGAUAUAGAGAAGGUGAUGUAAUAGCUUUUGUCCCUUUCGUAAAAUGUAUAUCAUCGAGUCUGAUCCCGUGUGGAAAUGAAACAGGAAAGUUUUUUACGAGUGUGAUCAAGAGAAAUGUGAAGUAUAUAUUUUAUUUGUCAGAUGAUAAAGAGGAGAAGUUGAAAGAAUGUUUGGAAAUGGUGAAAGAACCCGAAAUAAAUGACUGUGCUGCUGGACUGUAUGGAUUACUUAGCGCUAUUGCAUUGGGCAAAAUUGUCUUUGAGCCUCAAGUCCGCUUUUCUUCUGAUUUCAAGUGCAUCCAUCAAGCAUUUAAAUAUUGUGAUUCUGAAAGCGUUAAAAUUAUUACUAGUCUAGUUCAAGACUCAAUGAAUGUGACUCUUUUCAAUUCUAAAGAAAUUCUUCGUCGCUCUUCACAACCAGAUGUUUUUACUUGUAUGCCAGAUGACGUAUCUCAAAUACAGAGUUGCUUAACACUAAGUUCACUGUAUGAAAUUAACGAAUGUUGUCCAGAAUUAGCAUGCAUCCUAGAAGGUAUUGUAAAAGAUACACCUGUAACAGAAUUAUCAUUUAGCAUAAAUCGUCAGUUCAGUGGUUGCCUUGGAUACGCAUUAAGAAAAUGUUCAGGGUCUAUGCGUUUCGUGAUCAAUAAAGUCAUGUUAGGAUUAUAUGGAAUAGAUCUGAAAAUUCCAUUUAACAGGAAUAGCAUUCUUUCGCUACCAGGGUAUUAUGAAGAACAAGCCUUUGAAAUAUUGUUUCCGCCUUAUUCUGUACCUGCUAUUAUUUUGAAAGAAAUUAGCAUAUGCCUUCAAUCAGAUGGAUACAUUUUAGAAGACUGCUGCGGACAAUUAGUUGACGCAAUAGUAAAAGUUCUUAGGGAUGAAAGCUUGCCAUUUCCUUUUCAAAAGAAAAGGAAAUGUAUGCAACAUUGCAUUAAGAAAAGCAUUUAUCGGUGCUCUGAAGCUGCUAGAAUAUGGAUAGAAAAGUUAAUCUUUGGUAUAAAGGAAGCAUAUGACAAACUUUCAACACUGAAUGUUCCAUAUUUUUCUAAAACUCCACCAUAUGCUCUACCAACGAGCAUAUUUCAAAAGCUAGAUUCAUGCAUUGAGACUAUAAAUCCAAAUGCGAUUGAGACAUGUUGCCCAGGAAUUCUUCGUGUUAUUAACGCAUACAAGUCUAAUGAAUCACUUUCCUUGGAUUGUCUUAUACCCAAGAGUUGCAAGUACGAAUGUUUACUGCAUACUACAGAUGCUUGUGAGUCAAAAUCAGCAGUACUACUUCAAGCUUUCGUAGCAUUCGCCAUUAAAGUAUAUGAAGAAGCCCAAGCCCCAUCAAACAUCCUGCUAUAUCAAAAUCGAUAUGCUGCUGCUCUGACUGAAGGAAAAAAUCUUCAUUUUAUUUCGCAUAGAAGUGCAAAUAAUUUAAGUGGGAGUUCCACGUUCUCACAAAUAGGAACUGCUCAAGUAUUCAGUUCAAAUCCACAAGGGAGGAUUAUAUUUAUACCCUCAUUUUUAAGCGAACAAAUUAGAGUAUGCAUGUAUUUAAUGGAGAAGAAACUUCUGGAUAGCUGCUGGGAAGGAAUGUAUGAUUUUAUGAUUUCUAUAAGCUAUGGGCUAAGACCUUCUCCUCUUGGUCCUGUGCAUGCGCAAGAUAUCAGAUUAUGCCUGAGAAGUGCCUUCCAGCCAUGUUACUCAAGUUCGGUUUUAGUUAUAAACAAUGUUCUAAAACCCUUUGUUAAUGGUUUUGAUGUGAUUAUUCCUUCAAGACAGAAAAUUGUUUCAAUGAGUCGAAUUGAUGAUGCAUCCAAAGCAAGUGUUAAGACUUGCUUGAAGAGAAUAAUGGCUGAAAAAUUGGAUAAUUUUUUCGAAUAUGUUUUCGAUAAGAUCAUAGAGAUUUUAGAAUCGGAACAAAGCAAAAGCAAGACAAUCGCAGGAGCUUCUAGAGAUAACCAUUUAAAAGAAGUUUUUAAAGUUUGUUCCAUGAAAGCUAGACUUCUUAUUUCAACGAUUGCUUUUGACCAUCUUGGAAUUAUAUUGGACAUACCUCUUUUUUAUGAAUCAGCACCCAUAAAUAUCAUGGAAAUGCUACCCAACGAUGAAAUGCUUGAACUUCAAACUUGUCUUGCUUCUCAAAAUGAAGAUGAAAUUGAUGCUUGUGAACCUGGUUUAUCUCUCAUACUAUCCCAGAUAGCAAAAGGCUAUGCGACAGUGUUUCAACAAUCCUUGAAACUUAACCGGCAUUGCUUGGAAAACAUGUUCAAGCACUGCUCCGUCCGAUCUCGUUUGUUAAUCAUGGAUGUAGUUAAAUUUGCUACCGGCAUUGUAAUUGAUAUACCUUUGAGACUUAAAAAUAGAAUCCACAGAAAUAUAUAUGAGCCUGAAAUUUCUGCGAUAGAGUCCUGCAUUGGGAAAACAGUACCAAAUGAUGUCAUCGAUAAAUGCUUACCUGGUUAUUCAUAUGUAAUGAAUGAAAUAUAUAGAGGUCAAGUUCCUGACAUGAGCGAUAUUCCUCCAACUAUACAAAAUCUAACCUGCUUGGAGAGUACAAUUUCUUCAUGUUCUCCUGACGCACGUAUGUUAAUAACAGAAAUUCUUCUUAAUUAUACGGGAAAUUUUGUGAAUUUCCUUUUUGCCGCUUCAAGUGAAAGGAAAAUACAGUCUGGAAUGGAAAAAAGAGUUCAGGGAUGUUUCCAAACUAUUGAAAAGAUAACAGCUGAUAACUGCAUUCAAGGACUUUAUGAAGCCUUAAGAAUGUUUUCAGAAGGCAUACUUCCACCUCCAGAACAUAUACUUAAAAUCCAAGACACAUAUAAGCCAACUUGCAUCAAAGAUGUCUUUAAAAAUUGCAUUGCAUCUGAUCUGAUUUUGAUUGAUGAAUUCUUGAGACAAAUAAAUUUACAUUAUGUCGGUUCUUUAGUAAAUGAAGUGCUUGACGCAUAUGCUAUGGAUGAUGCAGGAGUUCAUGAGCAUUCUAUUGUUGAUCAACAGUAUGUCCAACAGUGCUUUAAAACAUUACAUCAAGAUAACUUGGAUUCUUGUACUCCAGGAUUGUAUAAUGUUAUCAAAGAUCUGGCAGAAGAUAAUCUUCCAUUAAAUAUUGUAGCUUUGAAAACUGUAGAACACAAUUGUUUAGAAAGUAAUUUUGCCCAGUGCUCUUACAUGUCUCGUCUUUUAAUUAAAGAUUUAAUAUACGAUUAUGCACGACUUGACGUUGUUAUACCUCUUCUAGAUGCUCCUGAAGGCUUUACGGGAGAAUUUGGGCCACCUAUUGCAGCUAUUCAGAAUUGCCUUUCUACCAUUGAUUUCAAAAAUGCUGAUAAAAUUAUGCCUGGAUUUCUUAGAGCUUUUCAUGAAACCUUCGUUAGACAAGUGGGAAAUUCUGGCUUCAAAUUUAGGCUUCCUGAAAAAGCAAUGUCUGCAAUGGCGUAUCUUAAAGACCUGUUUAUUUCUUGUGAAGUGCCAAUAAAGAUGUAUCUUCUGCAAAAAAUUGCUGAAAUAAAUAAUAUUAAGUUGAAUGUGCAAAUUGAAAAGCAUUCUCUGCAAGAAAAAGCACCAGAAGUUUGUUUUCCGUAUUUACUUCAGGCUGACCAUCUUCCAGAAAAGCCUGUAGAACUUGUCGUCAUAAUUAAUAAUUCUGGAAUAUAUAAUCGAGAUGAAAAUGACCGUUUUCCAAGAGAAGCAAAUUCUGGUACUAAAGAUAUUAAGACGUUAGUGCAUAAGGAUGAUGUUUUUGGGAGAAAAGAAAUAUCUGGUGGACUAUCUAUGUCAGAAUUAUCUAAUCGCAGAUCUGCUGAUUCUCAUACCUCUAAUCACAGUGAAAUAGAAAAUGCCGAAAAUCCAAAUAGUGAGAACAGUAGACAUGGGACAAGGAAAGAAAGUUAGCGUUGAUUAAGAGAAAACAUAGAGAAGGAAAAGGAGAAAUUAUUUCGAAGUUUGGUUAAAUAAGAAAAUAUUAAAGAAAAGGAGUGAAGGAUCUAAUAUAUGUAAAAGACCUCAUUUUUUAAAAAAUUAAUUAAUUUACUUCAUUGUUAUCAUUUUUAAUUAAUUAUUUUUUUUAGAUUAGAUGCAUAUCUUGGGGUAAUAAAUGUUCCUUCAUGGACCAUGAAGUAUUAUUGAUUCACAGAAAUUUCAUACUUUCUUGUAUCAAAUAAUAAAAAACAUUAAAAAAUAGUUUUCGACGAUAUUGCUUCCUUUUUAAAGGCAUUUUUUAAAUAUCAUUUCAAAAUUGAGCUUCAACUUUGUGAGGUGAAGUUUUCUUUCCAGUUCUGUUUAUAUUAAUUAAAAUUGCGGAAAAGGGAAUUAAAAACAAUUUUGAACCAUUGUAAGAUUAAUAGUUUUCUUAUUUUCUUUCAUUAUUAAAUAGAAUAAUUUUUAUCGCUUCUUGAUACACAGCAUAAGCCAGAAAGUUUCAUUAACCCUUACUUCACUGCAGUUGCUUUAUUCUUUUCAUGUGAAUAUGGAAAAUUGUUUCACAGAUAUAUAAUACAUCAAAGAUUCUGAAAAAUCACGUAGUCUAAUAGAUUUCUCACAACGUAUUAGAAACAUGAGAAAUGCUUUGAAGAAAUUUAGAAGAUAAGCGCUUAAUUUUUAUUCUUUACGUUUUAAAGAUUUUUGUAAAUCGUAUUUUUUCGAAUCUGUUUCUUUUUUAUUAAUAAUCCUACAGUGAAACCUAGUUAAAUUUUUCUUAAACGUGCAGUUUUCCCUUACAAAUCUUCAUACGUUCUAGGAGAAUGCAAUGAUAAAUUAGUUUAAUGAAAAUAAAGAUAGUAAAACUCUAGCUUUGUAUAUUGUUUUAUUUUAUUUAACUUACUGAAUAAUCCUCAGAUUAGUUUAUAUGUAGCGGACAAUUAAUUUCGGGGGAAGUAUAUCUGUAAAACAGUAUUUCAAAAACGAUCUGAAAUAGUUUGCUACUUUUUGUUUGUAACUAUA